AUGAGCGAAGAAGAUAACAAUUUAAGUGUUUCAAUUGACGAGUUAGAGGAUCGAUUAAAUAAAUUAGAGUUUAUGCUCUUAGGUUCACAGCAAACAUCAAGUGAUUCAUUAUUGAGACUACCAUUACCAACAUUUAAUCAAAUUUCAUCUACUGCAAGCAAACCUACACCAUCAGGUAGAUCAAGAUCCUCAAGUGUAUCACAACAAUUACAUCAACAAAAUCAACAACAGGAGCCAAUAACAGAAUCUUUGGAAAAAUUUAAAGCAAUAAUAAAUAAAAUUAAAUCUGAAAAUGAAUCAAUAAAUAAUUUUAUGUUAAUAUAUAAAGCAAACGAAUCAUUAUUCAAUAAAGUAAUGGAUAAUGAAACAUUAUUAAAUAGUGUCGAAAAAUUAGCAAUUAUUUUAAGUGCAGAAGACGAAAUUUAUACAACAUCAAGAAAUCUUCAAAAGUUACACGAAUUGGAGAAAUUUAUAAACUCAAACUCAAUGCAAUCCAUCCCAACUUUAAAUGAAAAACUAAAACCAAUUGAAAAUGUUCAUUUUGAACAAGAAAUUAUUGCUGUACAAUUAAAUAAAAAAUUAGAAGAAAAAGUUCAAGGUUAUAAUGAUAUCAUCCAAGAAAUUUCAAACAGAUUCGCUUAUUGGGAUCAAAUUUUAACAGAAUUAGAAAAUAAUAAACCCCUAACUUCUAUUGAAUAA
Messenger RNA from Dictyostelium purpureum, 699 nucleotides. RefSeq lists its product as uncharacterized. Gene Ontology annotation, cellular component: dynactin complex. The record is from RefSeq and is a predicted model, not a curated record. The coding region runs from base 1 to 699 and encodes 232 amino acids. Lineage: Eukaryota; Evosea; Eumycetozoa; Dictyosteliales; Dictyosteliaceae. The transcript has 2 exons. Gene Ontology annotation, biological process: cytoskeleton-dependent cytokinesis.